UUUAGUUUUUAACUAAGACCUGGUUUUAGAGAAAACUGCUGCAAAGCAAAACUGGUUUGUCAUAGAUUUCUGCCAGCUCGGAUUUAUAGGGAAAAUGUUUCGGUCGACUGAUCUACCCUGGCUAGUACAGUUCUUCCUCAUGUUCUACAACGAUAAACCAGUUGACUGGCUGCUUGUGAAUAUUCUUCAGACCAAAGUCUGUAAACUUGAUCAGGAUAAUAAGAAGUGUAAGAAAGAAGAAGAAAAACUAUGGAUUCAUUACAAACCUUCACUUUUCCAGCAUAUUGGAACCCAUUCAUCUCUCAAGGGUAAAGUUCAGAAGUUGAAGGAUCGACAAUUUGGACGAGUACAGCUGUUUACGCCACAUAAGAAUCCGCCAGCAAAAAUAGAAUCUCCAAUCAAACAUUACAAACACUACAGUAUUGAGCGGGCAUACAAGGGUGAUACUUUCUUCUGGGGUUUAGUACCUCAACCCGGGGAUCAGAUAAUCUUCCAAUUCCAGCCGCCUUUAGAACUUGAAUCCUUCAAGUUUGUCACAGGAAAUCUGGAGCAUCCUUCCGAUAGGUAUUUUUAAAUCUCUUUUUUCCAUUUGUUAUCU
This is a messenger RNA of Eurytemora carolleeae, 598 nucleotides long. Its product is annotated as alpha-1,3-mannosyl-glycoprotein 4-beta-N-acetylglucosaminyltransferase B. Gene Ontology annotation, molecular function: acetylglucosaminyltransferase activity. Gene Ontology annotation, cellular component: endoplasmic reticulum-Golgi intermediate compartment; endoplasmic reticulum; Golgi stack. The coding region runs from base 95 to 574 and encodes 159 amino acids. The record is from RefSeq and is a predicted model, not a curated record. The transcript has 7 exons. Gene Ontology annotation, biological process: protein N-linked glycosylation. Lineage: Eukaryota; Metazoa; Arthropoda; Copepoda; Calanoida; Temoridae.